ACGCGAUCAUUAGAACCUUUGUAACCUUAGUGACGAUCGGACGGUACGCAAACAGUUCCACACAGUGCGCAAUGAAAGACAAACUAAUAAAGCCUUAAAAGUGUUUGUCGAUCUUCAUCUCACAAAUGAUUAAUACAAGCAAGUGGAUACUUCGGGGAUUGCUUUGUACUUUUGUUCUAGUGACGCGAUCGAACGCAGCAUCAGCAUCGUUUACACGCGAUCGUCGAAAAGUGUGCAACUAUUACGAAUGGAAGUGCAGCAGCGGACAGUGCAUCGAGUCCCACCAGCAGUGUGAUGGGGUGAUCGACUGCAAGGAUGGAUCGGACGAAACGUCCAAAAGCUGUGCCUUUAUACGUUGCCCCAGCUACGCAUUCCGUUGCCAGUACGGUGCUUGUGUGGAUGGGAAUGCACUGUGCAAUGGUGUACGGGAGUGUGCCGACCAUUCCGACGAACAUGCACACUGUCCCGGGAAUAGUGGCAUGAUUUUAGCGUCACACGGCAACUGCUCCAAUACCGAGUUUUCCUGCCACUCGAGCGAAUGUAUACCGGCUGACCAGGUGUGCGAUGGACAGGAGGAUUGUCCGGACGGUACGGAUGAAACGCAGCAGCUUUGCAGCCUUGUGUUCUGUCCAUCGUUUUCAUUCCGCUGCAGUUACGGUGCGUGUAUCGGUGGAUACUCCAAGUGUGACGGUGUGAUCGACUGUCGGGAUGGUUCGGAUGAGGAUGAGUUACUCUGUGGAAAGCCGUUCCCAUCCACGACACCACGCACAAUGACUGUGGUGAUUUCAACAACUACCACUACCUCAACCACAACACCGAGUCCAGUAAUCACCGUUACCGGACCACCGGGAUCUUGUCGGGUGCCUGCAGCACCACGGCACGGACGAAUCGUUUUGGACGAAAGUGCCCAAAACGUCCAAAUAAUGACGGGCGAGUUUAUCGAAAACUAUAACUCCGUGUACAUAGUGUGCGAUGAUAAGUACACAAUGAAGGGAACGGCCACGAUUGUUUGUCUCGAUGGGGAAUGGUUGGAACCAUUUCCGGUUUGUGAAAAGUACUGUUCGGAAAUUCCUAUCAAUGGAAUCACGAUCGAACCGUUCUGUGAGUAUCAGCGACGUCAGAUUUCUUGCAAGCGCCCUCUUCCUCCAACAACGCGUGUACGAAUCGGUUGUCGAGUUGGCUACCAGAAACCACUCGAACCCGUCAACGAAACGCUCAACUGUGUGGACGGUUCGUGGGACAGUGCUGUGUUUCGCUGUGAACCGAUAUGCGGUACACCGACACCGGACGCGGAAGCGUACAUUAUCGGUGGUAGUAAUGUAUCGAUCGCGGAAAUACCCUGGCAUAUAGCGAUCUACAAAAACCUAAACGAUUCCACACUGUCUGAUUUGCGUUCGUCCGAUUGGCAGUACGUGUGUGGGGGAUCUAUCAUUACGGAGCGGCUUGUCGUGACCGCUGCCCACUGCUUUUGGGCCACGGAAGGGUUCUUCGACAAACGCUUCUUCCGGCUGGUGGCAGGAAAGUACAGACGAUCGAUAAGUGCGAUCGAGGCACUACCACCGCAGUUCUUUCAAAUCCACGAGAUACUGCAUCAGCCACAGUAUCAGGACUUUUCCGGUUACUACAACCUGGACAUUGCGAUCGUGGUGUUGACCGAUUUCAUAUCCUUCCGCACCUACAUUCGGCCAAUCUGUCUCGAGCGUAAUCUUCGCACCGAAAGUGAGAAACGCAUCAAACCGAACAGUUUCGGUCGGGUGGCAGGUUGGGGCUUUACUACGUCCACGGGCAAUCUGAGCAGUGUGCUGAAAGUGAUCGAAAUUCCGACGGUGGAUUAUGUGACGUGCCGGGAGUUCUCACCCGUCGCUUACCGGCCAUUCCUGACGGGUGAUAAGUUCUGUGCCGGUGAUCCUCGAACGGGGACGGGCGUAUGUCAGGGCGAUAGUGGAGGUGGAUUCGCACUGGGCAAAGAUGUGGGAGGCGACACUGUGUACUUCUUGUAUGGGUUGGUAAGUUCAGCGCCACGUGCAGCGGACGGUGGAUGCGCAGUCAAUAAGUACGUUGCCUUUACCGAGGUGCAAAACUACAUUCCUAUGAUACUGGACGCGGAGGGUCGGUAUCCCGUGAUAUAGUGGAGAUGCACAACCACCCUAAAGCAUUUCAUUGGAUCGAUCUUUAUUACUGUUCCUCUUGCCAUGCAGCACUUUUACAUUUAGGUUUUAGAUAUAGGUUUGGAAUGCGAGCAAAAAAACGUUUCUCUCUUAUUCUUCAACUUGAUUACUUGAACUUAUUCACCACGGUGGUAUCACCCGCUUGUUUUUUUUUUUGCUGACCAAAUAAGGCCGCAUUCUCUUCCUUUUCCUUCUUCUUCUUCUUAAUCGAAAAAACCGAGCAGCAAAUCACAAAAGCGUCACAAAAUUUGCGUUUAUCAGAAUUAAUAGAACUGGCUCGAAAGAGCUGAUGAGGCUACCAUGUUUCAUUUUCUUUCCUUUGUCUGUCCGCCACGAAAAGGACUUUUAAUUUUAAAUUUGUUUGUUUUUUUUUUGGUUUCUGGAUCAAGCGCACAAUACCUACAUACUUCUAAACAAGCUUUAUAUUUUAUCUUUAAUGGACCACCGCCACCAUUGGAUUGUACCGUGCUGAGACACACGCGCGAUUUGUCUUGAGUUACGCGACAGCAGAAGAAAACUCGGCAACAAAAAAAAACGUGCAAUGAUUGAAACCUAGACAAAAUUAAUAGUUUUCGAUCUAGUACUGUACUGGUACCUCGCAACACGGAAUAUGUAACAUGUCUUCUGUUUUACUUCCUUGGAACCGCCACGUUGCUAAGCGAAUAGUACCACUGUUCUGUGUGUGUGUGUGCUUUGCGUCAAUAAAUACCACAGCAGUUCGGAAUGCGUUUGCUGUGUGUUUGCGUUAUA
Molecule: messenger RNA, 2918 nt
Organism: Anopheles funestus (African malaria mosquito)
Lineage: Eukaryota; Metazoa; Arthropoda; Insecta; Diptera; Culicidae
Product: modular serine protease-like
Exons: 4
Coding region: 126-2129 (667 amino acids)
Biological process (GO): proteolysis
Molecular function (GO): serine-type endopeptidase activity; protein binding
Source: RefSeq, a predicted model, not a curated record